This is a messenger RNA of Silurus meridionalis, 1594 nucleotides long. RefSeq names its product SPT7 like, STAGA complex subunit gamma (gene supt7l). Gene Ontology annotation, molecular function: transcription coactivator activity; protein heterodimerization activity. The record is from RefSeq and is a predicted model, not a curated record. The coding region runs from base 239 to 1492 and encodes 417 amino acids. The transcript has 5 exons. NCBI's taxonomy places the organism in Eukaryota, Metazoa, Chordata, Actinopteri, Siluriformes, Siluridae. Gene Ontology annotation, cellular component: SAGA complex.
UUGGAGUACACAGACUGCGUUCGUUCAGGGUUGUUAAUUUUGUUGUACAAAUACUUUGGUAGUUUCCACAGUGCAGAUAUUGGACCGAUUUCAGAAUAAUAUCUUUAUUAAAACCAGAUCGCUAUUUCGAGGAAUUGAGCUAAUUAUAAAGCAGAAUUGAACCGCGACGAUUUGCAUCACAGAUGUUGACAUCAUUUACUCAGGAAGACCUGGCACCAAUUGAAGUUAUCUAGUGAAGAUGAUGCGUUACUGGGGUGAGCUCCCGGUGGCCUCUGCCCCACCUGGCCGUAGCUCGUUCGAUCUCCUGCAACGUGAGUUUCGCCAGGUCGAGAUGCAAGACCCUCCUCUGCAUCAGCCGUCAGCACGGCGUCCUCGACCCACCACCAUGCUGGACGUUCCCUCUGAGCCAUGCAGCCUCACGAUCCACACGGUGCAGCUGUGCCAGCAUGCCCGCCGGCUCCGCAGCCUAAUCACGGCAGCACAGAUCGGCCAGCAGCCCACGGCCGCUGGGUCUGAUACUCUGGGUCUUAAAGCAGAAGAUACCGAUUCACUACCACCACGUCCGGUCACACCGGCAGUACCGGAUGAUCUUCUGCCUUUGGACAGCAAAUCUCCUCGGGAGCUGUUUCAGCUACGGCACAGCGAUCCAGAGAGCGACUUUUACAAGGGUGAAGGAGAGCCAGUGACAGAAUUGAACUGGCCCUCAUGCCGCCAGCUCCUAUACCAGUCAGUUGCCACAGUGUUGGCGCAUGCAGGUUUUGAGUCAGCGAUGGAGAGUGUGUUAGAGACCCUGACUGACCUGGUGCACGAGCAUUACCUGCGUCUGACUCGGCUGCUGCGUGUUGCCGUGGACCGCGAGGCCCGACUCGGCUCCACACCUUUUCCUGACGUCGUGGAGCAGGUCUUCCACGAGGUGGGCAUCGGCAGCGUGCUGGCCCUGCAGCGCUUCUGGCAGGUCCGGAUUAAAGAUUACCACAGCUACAUGCUUAAGGUCAGCAAAGACCUCUCAGACGAGUAUGAGAGAUUAGUAAACCCAGAGAAGGCUCUGGAGGAUUCCAAUCCGCUCAAAGUGAAAGAGGAACCUGCUAGUGAUCUUUCCUUCACACUGAACGAGGAGGCUGAGGGAGAGUUGUCUGCAGCAGAGCAAGCAAUGUCCACCGGAGUACUGGGAAUUGUGAAUGACAGACUUGCUGGAGGACUGGAGGAUGGACACUCUCCUCACACCUCUGCCACAACAGGAAAUGGCUCACCCUUGUGGCAGCUGCAGCAGGUAAAAAUGGAGCCGCAGGACAGUGAAGAGGGCCAGGUAUCAGGCCACGGCGUUCUCACAAGCGACGUCUUCGAGGAGGGCCCGAUGUCCACCAUGAGCGACGGCGGAACAGCUCCGUCUCCUGGUGGCUCAGACAACAGCUACGGGUCUCAUUCUCCCGACUCACUGAUCGGCACAUCCCCCUUCAAUCAGCGGCCGAAGAAACGGAUACGCAAAAUAUAACUACGUUUUCAAAGACUUGUUGCACGCUCUCGCCAACUUGUUGGUUUGCCUUUGUGCUAUUUUGUAUCAGGGCCAGUGAAAAUAAAAUCGGUUAUGUUAAGA